Messenger RNA from Didymosphaeria variabile, 600 nucleotides. RefSeq lists its product as uncharacterized. The record is from RefSeq and is a predicted model, not a curated record. NCBI's taxonomy places the organism in Eukaryota, Fungi, Ascomycota, Dothideomycetes, Pleosporales, Didymosphaeriaceae. The coding region runs from base 1 to 600 and encodes 199 amino acids. The transcript has 2 exons.
AUGGCUCCCAAACGGCCGCACGACGAUGCGGACGGAGGCAGGCAGGCCAAGAAACCCAACAAGGGCUUUUCCGUGGGGCCUGCCAAUCUUCCCGACGGCACCCACAGGCGCAAAGUGCAAAAGAUCAAGAAAGGUCUCAUCCACAAAGCAAAAUUGAAGAAGGAUUACGCAAAAUUGAAAGCGCGAGACGACGCUCCCACCCAGAACCCCGCCUAUUAUGAGAACAGCGAGGAGGAGCCUGCUGCAGAGGUUCCCGAACCCAGUCUGGAGCCCCAUCCGGACCGCGUCAAGAUGCUGGAGGAAAAAUCUCCCGAACCCGAACCAGAGAACACGUCGGGACCGCGGAGAAACAGGCGACCGCGACCUCAGCCGUUCGAGAGAGAGGCAGAGCUUGGGCGGCAGAAGAGAGAGAAGGCAGCAGCUCAGCAGAAAGCGCGCGAGGAGGCGGAGAAAGAGCGCGCAAGAAAACUCGCAGAGAGGGAGCGGUUCCGUAAGACCAUGGCCAAGGCGCGGCAUGGUGGUCCCAAUGGUCAGAGGAAGCUCGGUCGCGAGAGCACUGUCCUGCUUGAAAAAGCACGACGCCUGGUCGGAAAGCCUUGA